GUUGUCCAGAGAAACAUCAGCUCUCCUCCCACAGGAUUAUGAUUCUCCCAACUGUGCACCAGAGACUCUGGACUAUAAUGGCAUAGAUGCCACCAAAAGAAAAGAAGGAAGGAAUCAAUUUUUUGGCAGAUACGGAGCUGAGUCUUUGUGAAGAAGCUGAAGGCCUUUCUGGAUCAAUAAUACCAUUUUCUGGCUGCAGAACUUCCACAUCCACAUCAGUUGGCAAAGCCCUUUGGGAAUCAUAAUGAUUUUUUCCCGAUACCAGACAUUCAGAUUCAUCUGGCUUGCCAAGCCAGCUGGCCGGUACCUUCACAAAGAUCACCAGCUUUGGUCACCUCUGACUCUUGCUGACUUUGAAGCCAUAAAUCGCUGUGAGAAGUCACUGCCUAAGAACUUUAACUUUGCUGGGGAUGUGCUGGACCAGUGGUCCCAAAAGGAGAAGACAGGAGAGAGACCAGCCAACCCAGCCCUGUGGUGGGUGAAUGGCAAAGGGGAUGAGGUGAAAUGGAGCUUUGAAGAACUGGGCUCCUUGUCCCGAAAGGCUGCCAAUGUGCUCACCAACCCCUGUGGCCUGAAGAGAGGAGAUCGAGUGGCCGUCAUUCUGCCUCGUAUCCCAGAGUGGUGGCUUAUAAACGUGGCUUGUAUGCGAACAGGGCUGGUCUUCAUGCCAGGAACAACCCAGCUGAGAGCAAAAGAUAUUCUCUAUCGGCUUCAAGCAUCCAAGGCCAAGUGUAUUGUGGCCAGUGAAGAGGUGGUCCUGGCAGUGGAGUCCAUCAUCUCAGAAUGUCCUGACUUGAAGAGCAAACUCCUGGUGUCUCCACAUAGCCAGAGUGGGUGGCUCAGCUUCCAGGAAUUAUUUCAAUCUGCCUCUGCGGAGCACAACUGUGUGGAGACAGGCAGUCAAGAACCAAUGGCCAUUUAUUUCACCAGUGGGACCACAGGCUCUCCCAAGAUGGCCCAGCACUCUCAAAGCAGCCUCGGAAUUGGGUACGCCCUCUGUGGAAGGUAUUGGCUAGACCUGAAGUCCUCAGAUAUCAUGUGGAAUAUGUCUGACACUGGCUGGAUCAAGGCUGCCAUUGGCAGUGUGUUUUCAACCUGGCUUCAGGGAGCGUGUGUCUUUGUACAUCGGAUGGCCCAGUUUGACACUGACACCUUCCUAGAUACUCUCACCACUUACCCCAUCACCACCCUGUGCAGCGCCCCCACUGUGUACAGGAUGCUUGUGCAGAAAGACCUGAAGAGAUAUAAAUUCAAGAAGCUACGGCACUGCUUGACAGGAGGGGAGCCACUCAACCCGGAGGUGCUGGAACAGUGGAAGGCCCAAACUGGGCUGGAACUGUAUGAAGGCUAUGGACAGACAGAAGUGGGAAUAAUUUGUGCCAAUCAGAAAGAACAAGAAAUUAAACUGGGCUCAAUGGGGAAAGGAGUACUACCCUAUGACGUCCACAUUAUAGAUGAAAAUGGCAACAUCCUACCACCUGGCAAAGAAGGGGAAAUUGCCCUCAGACUAAAGUCUAUGGCCUUCUGUUUCUUCUCUGAAUAUGUGGACAAUCCAGAGAAAACUGCUGCUACAAUAAGAGGGGAUUUUUAUACCACUGGAGACAGAGGAGUGAUAGACAGUGAUGGGUAUUUCUGGUUUGUCGGCAGAGCUGAUGAUGUCAUCAUAUCCUCUGGGUUUGUGCAUUUGCCACUCUUAGAGAACACCGACUCGGGGCCAUUUGAAGUGGAGAGUGCACUAAUUGAACACCCAGCUGUUGUUGAAUCAGCUGUUGUCAGCAGUCCAGAUCCAGUCGGAGGAGAGGUAGUGAAAGCUUUUGUUGUCUUAUCUGCACCCUUUAUUUUUUUCAACCCAGAGAAAUUAAUUCUUGAACUUCAGGAUCAUGUGAAAAAAUCAACUGCACCUUACAAAUAUCCAAGAAAGGUGGAAUUGUUCCAGAACUCCUGAAGACAAUCACCGGGAAAUCAAACGCAAUGUUCUGAGAGACCAUGAAUGGGGUCGAACAUAGCCCAAUAAGCAACUAUAGCAUUAAAUAGUUAUAGACUUCUUUUUAGUCCUUGCUUCCUGCUGAUUUAGAGACUACUCUCUUGCAAUGCUGAAGGUUUUUCCAGGUUGAAAAACUCAAUUUUUUGUUCUGUACUUAGCCAAAAAUUAUAUAAAUAAUAAUUCAAAAAUAUUUGGGAAAAAAAGUUAUGAUGACCAAACUGACAAAGGCAGUGAUUUUAUUGACCUACAGUGUUUAAAAUAGCAAAUGAUUACUUAGAAAAGCACAGUGGACAAUGAAUUUAUCUUGUGCCUGAUUAAGU
Messenger RNA from Lutra lutra (Eurasian river otter), 2304 nucleotides. Its product is annotated as acyl-coenzyme A synthetase ACSM4, mitochondrial-like. Lineage: Eukaryota; Metazoa; Chordata; Mammalia; Carnivora; Mustelidae. The record is from RefSeq and is a predicted model, not a curated record. Gene Ontology annotation, cellular component: mitochondrial matrix. Gene Ontology annotation, molecular function: fatty acid ligase activity; fatty-acyl-CoA synthase activity. Gene Ontology annotation, biological process: acyl-CoA metabolic process; fatty acid biosynthetic process.